UCGACUUGGAGGGUUAUCUGAAUAAAUUAUCCCUGCCUCUUGAAUUAUUAAUCUUGGCUGCAUGAUAUGCAAAUCAGACGGCCCUGGCCAUGUCCAGCGACACACCAGUGGGUCCAGAAGCUGUCUACAGCAACUGGCAGAGUUUCUGUUAAGAGAGAGGCCUCCAGCAGAAUGUCACAGAAUUCAUCGUGUCAAAACUGGCUGGCAGCAGAGAAUAUCUUGAAAAAGUACUACCUCUCCACGUUCUAUGGGAUUGAGUUCGUUUUGGGGAUGCUUGGGAACGUCACGGUGGUGUUCGGCUACCUCUUCUGCCUGAAGAGCUGGAACAGCAGCAACGUGUAUCUCUUUAACCUUUCCAUCUCUGACUUUGCUUUCCUGUGCACCCUCCCCAUGCUGAUAAGGAGCUAUGCCAACGAGAGCUGGAUGUACGGAGACGUUCUCUGCAUUUUCAACCGAUACGUGCUCCAUGCCAACCUCUACACCAGCAUCCUCUUCCUCACUUUCAUCAGCAUCGACAGGUACCUGCUCAUGAAGUACCCUUUCCGAGAACACGUUCUGCAGAAGAAGGAGUUUGCCGCACUGAUCUCCUUAGCUGUCUGGGUCUUGGUCACCUUGGAGGUCCUACCCAUCUUCCCUUUCAUAAAUGCUGACCAGUCAGGCAAAGACACCGUCUGCAAAGACUACGCAAGCUCUGGGAACCCCAAAUACAAUCUCAUUUACAGUCUGUGCCUGACUUUGCUGGGCUUCCUCGUUCCCCUCUUUGUGAUGUGCUUCUUCUAUUACAAGAUGGUGGUCUUCCUGAAGAGGAGGAGCAGGCAGCAGGUGACCGCCCUGCCGCUGGACAAGCCGCUGCGCUUGGUGAUCCUGGUGGUGGCGAUCUUCUCUGUGCUCUUCACGCCCUACCACGUCAUGCGCAAUGUGAGGAUCGCCUCGCGCCUGGACAGCUGGCCACAGGGAUGCUCGCAGGAGGUCAUCAAAACCUUGUACAUUGUCACCCGGCCUCUGGCCUUCCUGAACAGCGCCGUCAACCCCCUCUUCUACUUUCUCAUGGGAGACCACUUCAGAGAGAUGCUGAUCAGCAAACUGAGACAGUACUUCAAGUCCCUUACCUCCUUCAGGACAUGAGCUGCUGGAUGCUGGCUGUUGUUGGAUUUCGUUUUCCCUCCUGGUCCUGCUGCCCUUUUCAGUCCCAAAUAAGCAUACAGAGACAUAUGUUGAUUAUAGAACUGCUGGUCGAUGGCUAGGAAUUCUUAUCGGCUAUCCCUGUCUUAAUUUUUAACCCAUUUCUGUUGAUCUAUGUAUUUCCACAUGGUCUUGGCUUACCAGAGAAUGCCUGGAGUGUCCUAUUCCUCCUGGUCACUCCGUGACAUCCCUUUCCCAGAAUUCUCUAGUCCCCAAGUCCCGCCUAUCUUCCUGCCUCUAUUGGCCAAACUGUUUUAUUCAUCAACCAAUAAGAGAACCAUAUAUGCAGAAGGAUGUCCCCCAUCAGCAGGACUUCAGUCAGCCAAAUUGCUCCGCAGUUGAGUUUUAGCCAAGUAGACCACCAUCUCCAGGCGUUAGCUCCCCCAACUCAUGCAAUGACAGAGUACAAGCUGGGUCAUUGACAGCCAGCAAGUCUGUUUAAAUAUGCACACAUAUCUGUCCUUAUUUCAGGUUGUACCCAGAGCAUGAGAAAAGACACUUGAAAAAGUGUUAGUGUCUUUGCUCAAGAACUGAAAGAAAGUGAACUAACGCUGCCAAUGGUCUGGACACUUAAGAUCUAAAACCAUGGAAUUUUAAGAAUUCUUCUGUCUGUAUAAAAGAAAUACAAUGUUAUAAAAAAAGAAAUACAAUGUAGCUAGAUUAUCAUUCUGCAUGCAUUUCAUCAUUGGUCAGGUUGAUAAAUAUGUUUAGCAAAUGCUCUGCGAUUUUUAUUCUUGCAAUAUUAAAACUUUAUGUGAAAAAUAAAUAGAACUCAAUAUAGACCAUUAGCUGUUAUUUAUAGGAGCUAUAUUCUUGAAAAAAUGUAAAUGAGAGCAAUACUUAAUAAAAGCAGUAUAAUUAGUUUCUCUUUACUGAUCAUGAACUGUGUUUCACCUGUAGUAUAUCAGUCAGUCCUUUUCUGUUAGAUGGUCUAUAGCAAAUAAGAAUCUUUAUUUAGGUUAGCUGGGUGUAAAAUGUUCAACAAAGGGACUAAUUUGGCUCUCAGGAAAUUUGGCUAUGAUCAAAUUCCACAAUAAUAGUUUUGUGCAGUGGCAGUAUCGUAGCCAAGGAGGUUUAUCCGAGGCAUGAUUAUUGCUAAUUGAAAACAAAACAAAUUCCACAGUAAUUUUACUCAAAUAUUGAAGAUGCAUGCCAAGGACAGAUUCAGGAAUUCUGCCAUUACAAAACUCGUAAUGUGUUGGAAACUCAUAGGAAAAUAAAGCACACCAAAAUGA
Molecule: messenger RNA, 2417 nt
Organism: Mesocricetus auratus (golden hamster)
Lineage: Eukaryota; Metazoa; Chordata; Mammalia; Rodentia; Cricetidae
Gene: Sucnr1
Product: succinate receptor 1
Exons: 2
Coding region: 67-1125 (352 amino acids)
Biological process (GO): G protein-coupled receptor signaling pathway
Cellular component (GO): plasma membrane
Molecular function (GO): G protein-coupled receptor activity
Source: RefSeq, a predicted model, not a curated record